Messenger RNA from Kwoniella botswanensis, 675 nucleotides. RefSeq lists its product as uncharacterized. NCBI's taxonomy places the organism in Eukaryota, Fungi, Basidiomycota, Tremellomycetes, Tremellales, Cryptococcaceae. The record is from RefSeq and is a predicted model, not a curated record. The coding region runs from base 1 to 675 and encodes 224 amino acids. The transcript has a single exon.
AUGUCUUGCGACUCUAACACAAUCAAGAUUAGCGUGAAGCCGUCAUAUCUUGCCAAGCAUAAGGGUACUCAGUUCGAUCAGAAUGGUUUCUUCGUGAUGAACCGGGAUACACGGUGCAACGCAUCCAAAGGUCCAUACAGCUUGUCUAGAUUCGUGAGAAAGACAGUGGAGCUCGGGCCAGGCGAGAGUUAUGGUGGCCUCUACCCACACACAUACCGAUUAAGUCGAAGAGAGGAUUCCUCGGAUCAAACGGUGAAUGUCACAGUCAUUGUGGAGCCUUGGGCGAAAGGAGUAGCUACGGGGACCCUAUUGCCCUCAGACAUCCGCUUGACUUUGAAACACUAUACCUUCUCCGUAGGGUCCCCAGAACCCACUCUAAGAGUCAGAAUUAAUAAGUCUGUCGUUUCUGAUCAGCACUUUGUAGACGAGAAUGGGUAUCUGAAACGAACUUCCGACUUUGAAGGUGUCACUCAUUUCCGGGAUAUAGACAUUCCCUUGGAGCAAGGUGAUCGUCAUCAUAUCGGUGGCUACACCGCAGUGAUGGUCACCUCAAAAGAUGAUCCCCAAGUAUGUAUAUGCCCUCCAGGCUGGACGGAAGAAGAACCGACUGUCCUUACACCGGCCAAGCCAUGGGUCGACAAGGCUCACUUGACUUUCACUCUAUUGGACGACUGA